This is a messenger RNA of Populus nigra (black poplar), 1151 nucleotides long. Its product is annotated as metalloendoproteinase 2-MMP-like. Gene Ontology annotation, cellular component: extracellular matrix. NCBI's taxonomy places the organism in Eukaryota, Viridiplantae, Streptophyta, Magnoliopsida, Malpighiales, Salicaceae. The transcript has a single exon. Gene Ontology annotation, molecular function: zinc ion binding; metalloendopeptidase activity. Gene Ontology annotation, biological process: extracellular matrix organization; proteolysis; collagen catabolic process. The coding region runs from base 55 to 975 and encodes 306 amino acids. The record is from RefSeq and is a predicted model, not a curated record.
AGAAUUGAAAGCCACAACCCACGUCUGAAGCCAUUCUCCGAAACAACAUACGAUAUGGCUCCUAAACUUUCCCAACUUUUAUCAGCAAUCCUCGUUAUAAUCUUUUCUAUCCAGUCCUUCAGAGGUCAGGCAAGAACUUUGAAACCCGAGCAUCGGCAAUCUUUUAGCAGCUUCCUUGAAGGGCUGGAGGGGAUUCAGAAGGGCCAAACUGUGGAAGGGCUUAUUGAGCUCAAACAAUACCUCAAAAAGUUUGGGUACUACCCAAGUGAUAUCACUCUCACAAGCAGUGAUUUUGAUGACCACUUGGAGCUAGCACUCAAAACAUACCAGAAAUAUUUUCAUCUGAAUGUUACUGGUAACCUUGACUCUAGUACCAUACAGAAAAUGAUGAUUCCACGAUGUGGAAUGCCUGAUAUCAUCAACACAAAACCGAACAGCACUAAAUCAAAACACAAGAAGGUCCACAUGGUUGCUCAUUAUGAUUUCGGGGCACAAAAGUGGCCACCUUCCAAGUAUGCUCUGACCUACAGAUUUGGCUCGGGUGUCCAAGUUGUUGGUUCGGACACCAUGAGGUCGGUCUGCUCAAACGCUUUCAAAACAUGGGAAAAGGUUUCUCCAUUCACUUUCCAGGAGGCGACUGACGGUGCAUCAGCAGAUAUUGUAAUUGCGUUCUACAGCGGCGAUCAUGGGGACCAGGCUCCUUUUGAUGGACCAGGGAAUAUACUGGCUCAUGCUUUUUAUCCACAAGACGGCCGCCUCCAUUACGAUGCAGAGGAGAACUGGAGCACUGACCCCGCAAUGGAUCAAAUUGACCUGGAAACCGUUACUGUUCAUGAAAUAGGACAUCUGCUUGGCCUUUAUCAUAGUAAAGAUCAUCCCGAAGCCAUCAUGUAUCCAACGACAGAACGUGGAAACAAGAAAAGAGAUCUCUCCCAGGAUGAUAUUGAUGGGAUAUAUGCUCUCUAUUCCAAUUAAUUAAUUAAACUAUAUGCAGUAUAAGUUAGGGAAUUGCUAGAAAAUAUUCAUGGCAGUUGAAAGCUGGCCUCAUCUCAUACUCUAAGAGUGUGUUUAUUUUUGUAAUAACUGUUAUGGUUGUGGUUUGAACAAAGUAAUUUAAAAAAAUUCAUUUUUGCUGUGGUUGGUUCAUAUAA